Messenger RNA from Leucoraja erinaceus (little skate), 2524 nucleotides. Its product is annotated as bile acid-CoA:amino acid N-acyltransferase-like. Gene Ontology annotation, molecular function: fatty acyl-CoA hydrolase activity. Lineage: Eukaryota; Metazoa; Chordata; Chondrichthyes; Rajiformes; Rajidae. The transcript is spliced from 12 exons. Bases 219 to 1652 code for a protein of 477 amino acids. Gene Ontology annotation, biological process: fatty acid metabolic process; acyl-CoA metabolic process. The record is from RefSeq and is a predicted model, not a curated record.
AUUUGCAGCAUGCAGGCAUGGACUAAUUCACUUGUCCAGAAGCUGUGAAUGAAAUUAUAAAUGGUAUGACCAGAAGGGACCAUCAUCACCUCUGAGCUUGUCGUGGAAGGAAAAUAUUUGCUGAAGCAGCUGAUGAUGGGACUAGGACACUGACUUGAACGUCUGCACUGACAUCCUAGGAUUAUUGAUUUCCAGCAUCCACAACCAUCUUCCCGAUAAUGAAAUAUUUUUGGAUACUGCGAUUCUUAAGAGGCAGCUAUUAUAGUAAUUCCUAUAAAAUAAAACCAUCUAUUAGAAGACUGCUCACUUCAGGUACAGUAUUGUACGGUAUAGCAAUGAGUAAUAGUCUCGGUGUGGCACCGAUAAUCAAAGCUGAGCCAACAAGGGGGCUUGUGGAUGAACCAGUCAAGCUUGAGAUUGCACAUUUAGUUCCAAACCAGCAGAUUACACUGCACUCGCAGCUUCUGUCUGAGGAUGAUGAUUGGUGGAUGGCGUAUGCCCACUACAUCAGUGAUUCGAAGGGGAUCGUCCGAGUCAGCCAAGAUGAAUCAUUGGGAGGCACCUACAUUGGUCAAGAGUCAAUGGGCUUAAUCUGGAGCAUGAAGCUUGCACCUGAUAAUCGUCCAGCAAUGAGGUUAAGGAAGAAGAAUAUGACCACCCCACUUACAGUAACUGUUUCAGUUUAUUAUGGUUGGAUUUCCAGUAAUUUUGACAAGGCUGUAGUUCUGGCAUCAGUUGUAUUAGAACGCUUUUAUAUGGCCCCAGGCGCCACCAGGUUAGAGUUCAAAGAGGGCCGUGUCGUUGGAACACUAUUCUUUCCACCAGGCCCUGGACCAUUUCCUGCAAUCCUGGACAUGUGGGGUGGUGGAGGAGGUCUAAUGGAAUACCGAGCAGCUCUACUUGCAUCCAGAGGAUAUGCAGUGCUCGCCUUGGCUUAUACAGGACAUAAAGAUGUUCCACCGUCAAAGGAAGUCUUUGAACCAAAACUUUCUUAUUUCGAGGAGGCCUUUGUUGCCUUGAAUAACCAUCCAAAGGUUGCCAAAGGCAAGGUUGCCCUUGUCGGACUUUCACUUGGAGUCACAAUUGCACUCUUAAUGGCAACAGAGCUCACAAAUAUUCAGCCGAAAUGCAUAAUUUGCAUCAGUGGAACUCAUUUAAACAUUAUCUGGAAUGGAAAUGCUGAUUUAAUUGAAGAUGCGAAUGAAGCCACAAGUAAAAUUAGGUUUACAGAAGACGGUGUUAUGAUAUGGAAGUACCUUUCCCUUCCAUUCACGAAUGUUUCAAAGUUAAUUGUGCCGGUUGAUAAAAUCAGAUGCCCCUUAAUGAUUAUCUAUGGUGAAGAUGAUCAAAACUGCCCUGCAGCUGAAUCUGCUGAUGAGAUAAAGAAGAUGAUGAAGGCUGCAGGAAAUGAUCACUUGCUCACAACAAUCUCGUAUCCUCAGACUGGACAUCUAAUUGAGCCUCCAUAUAGUCCACAUUUCAGGAUAACCAAGUUUAAGAUACGUUCAGUAAAUAAAACAGUUAGACUUUUGUGGGGAGGAACAACUAAACCUCAUGCAGAUGCUCAGGAGGAUUCCUGGAAAAAGAUUCUUGCAUAUUUAGAAAAGCAUCUUGUACAUGAACACCCUGCUGUAAUCCAGUCCAAUCUGUAAUUUUCUGCAAAAUUACCAAUCGUGCCUUCAAAAGAAGCAACUUUGUUACCUACCUUUUUUAGGACAGUUAAUUAAUACCUGGGGAUGGAUGAUAAUGCUGUGAAUGGAAGGGGACGUUUCGAGCCUUUCAGCCCUAUAAUCAAACGUUUUUUUUAAAAAGAGAUAAGAAUAAAAGCAUUAAAGAUUUAUGAUUUUUUUUCCAAAAGGCUGUUGUUAUUUGGCCAUUGAGAAUAUUUGUUGCUAACUGUAAUGUUAUAACACUAUAUUCUGUACUCUAGCAUUUCUCUCUUUGCAUUACCUGUUGCACAUGUAUAUGGGUUGAUUGUCCUCAUGUAUAGUAUGAUUUAAAUGUAUUGCACACAAACAAAGUUUUUCACUAUUUCUCAGAACAAAUUAUAAUAAUAAACCAAUAUAUUCAUGGGUCAGAUCAAAAUAAUUUUGUUUCAUAGGAUGUUGCUCGGGAAAGUACACAUUUUUGAGAUCAUGGGGAAAGUGGCAAGCUUGGUAAACAUUUAACUCUAGUUUCAAUGAAUAAAGACUACUUGCCUGUAAUAUUCCGCAGGGAUUGGUGCCACUGAAUUUAAAAAAAGAAGUGAUUUAGACUAAAAUGUUGAAGCCACUGUAGAUAAGAAAAAUUGGUUGCAUUGGAAUAUGAGUGAGAAACAUGCAGUGGAACAGAUGCUCAUGCUGCAUUUAAAAUUGUAACAAUUUAUAGCAUAUCUGCUGCUCUUAAGUGAUAUGGUGCCUUUAUACCUAUUAAAGUAGGUGAUUUGUCUUCCCAAAAUGUAUGUCUUCUUAUCAGAAUAUCCAAUUUAUUUAAUUAUCUUGUAUACUGUGGAAUUAUGCUUUGAAUAAAUUACUACUCAAAAUCA